Molecule: messenger RNA, 1626 nt
Organism: Rhinopithecus roxellana (golden snub-nosed monkey)
Lineage: Eukaryota; Metazoa; Chordata; Mammalia; Primates; Cercopithecidae
Gene: TULP1
Product: TUB like protein 1
Biological process (GO): protein localization to cilium
Cellular component (GO): cilium
Molecular function (GO): actin filament binding
Source: RefSeq, a predicted model, not a curated record
AUGCCUCUGCAGGAUGAAACCCUCCGAGAGGUGUGGGCCUCUGACAGUGGGCAUGAAGAAGAAAGCCUGAGCCCGGAGAUCCCGCGGCACCCCAAGCAGCGACCCACCCCGGCACAGAAGCUAAGAAAGAAGAGGACGGAGGCCCCCGAAUCCCCCUGCCCCACGGGAUCCAAGCCCCGGAAGCCCGGAGCUGGGCGGAAGGGGAGGCCGCGGGAGGAGCCUUCCCCAGACCCAGCCCAGGCCCGGGCGCCGCAGACGGUCUACGCCAGGUUCCUCAGGGACCCCGAGGCCAAGAAGCGCGACCCCCGGGAAACCUUUCUGGUAGCCCGUGCCCCAGACGCGGAGGACGAGGAGGAGGAGGAAGAGGAGGAUGAGGAUGACGAGGAAGAGGAGGCAGAGGAAAAGAAAGAGAAAAUCCUUCUGCCUCCCAAGAAGCCCCUGAAAGAGAAGAGCUCCGCAGACCUGAAGGAGAGGAGGGCCAAGGCCCAGGGCCCAAGGGGAGACCUGGGAAGCCCUAACCCCCCGCCGAAACCUCUGCGUGUUAGGAAUAAGGAAGCCCCAGCAGGGGAGGGGACCAAGAUGAGAAAGACCAAGAAGAAAGGGUCUGGGGAGGCCGACAAGCACCCCUCAGGGAGCCCAGCCAGUGCGAGGAAGAGCCCAGCAGCCAUGUUUCUGGUUGGGGAAGGCAGUCCUGACAAGAAAGCCCUGAAGAAGAAAGGCACUCCCAAAGGCGGGAGGAAGGAGGAAGAAGAGGAAGAGGAGGCAGCUACGGUGACAAAGAACAGCAAUCAAAAGGGCAAAGCCAAAGGAAAAGGCAAAAAGAAAGCGAAGGAGGAGAGGGCCCCGUCUCCCCCCGUGGAGGUGGAUGAACCGGAGUUUGUGCUCCGGCCUGCCCCCCAGGGCCGCACGGUGCGCUGCCGGCUGACCCGGGACAAGAAGGGCAUGGAUCGAGGCAUGUAUCCCUCCUACUUCCUGCACCUGGACUCAGAGAAGAAGGUGUUCCUCUUGGCUGGCAGGAAACGAAAACGGAGCAAGACAGCCAAUUACCUCAUCUCCAGCGACCCUACCAAUCUGUCCCGAGGCGGGGAGAAUUUCAUCGGGAAGCUGAGGUCCAACCUCCUGGGGAACCGCUUCACGGUCUUUGACAACGGGCAGAACCCACAGCGUGGGUACAGCACUAACGUGGCAAGCCUCCGGCAGGAGCUGGCAGCUGUGAUCUAUGAAACCAACGUGCUGGGCUUCCGUGGCCCCCGGCGCAUGACUGUCAUCAUUCCUGGCAUGAGUGCGGAGAACGAGAGGGUCCCCAUCCGGCCCCGAAAUGCUAGUGACGGCCUGCUGGUGCGCUGGCAGAACAAGACACUGGAGAGCCUCAUAGAACUGCACAACAAGCCACCUGUCUGGAACGAUGACAGCGGCUCCUACACCCUCAACUUCCAAGGCCGGGUCACCCAGGCCUCAGUCAAGAACUUCCAGAUUGUCCACGCUGAUGAUCCCGACUAUAUCGUGCUGCAGUUCGGCCGCGUGGCGGAGGACGCCUUCACCCUAGACUACCGGUACCCGCUGUGCGCCCUGCAGGCCUUCGCCAUCGCUCUCUCCAGUUUCGACGGGAAGCUGGCCUGCGAAUGA